CAACUCUUCACUGUUACUCAAGAAACAAACGGCAGAGGACCUGUUGUUUUUAGCUGGCAGAAGAGUGGUAACUACCUUGCUUGUGUAGGUUCCUACAGAAGAGUACAUAUUUUCGACAGGCAAGGAAAUUUAUAUCAUCAAAUAUCCUUAGAAGAUUCUGGAAAAGUUAUUGCUUUGGACUGGGAUUAUAGUGAUGAAACUCUUGCCAUAAUGCAAGAAGGUUCAAGUAAGGUACCUCUCUUUCAUAUUAAUACAAAAAAGGAGGAAAAUAUUGAAACAAGUAUGAAAGAGUUGAGUUUUAUGAGGUGGGCCAUUGCUGGACCUUACUUGGCUAUCGGAAGUGUAAAAGGAACAUUGCUAAUCUACAAUAAGAAAAUUAGCAAGUACGUCCCUAUCAAGGGUAAACAUACAAAAAAGAUUACAACAGGUUCUUGGAAUGCUCAAAAUGUUCUUGCUCUUGGUUCUGAAGAUAUGCAAAUAACUAUCAGUGAUAUUAAUGGUGACAAUAUCAAACAAAAACCAGCCAAAUCUGAACCAAAAACAAUGGAAUUUUUGAGGGUAAAGAAGAGAAAUUCAAAGGAUACAACUGUUGCUGCAAUAGUAGGAGGAAAUUUUUGGAUGUAUGAUUAUGAAGAUGAAACAGAACCGAAACCAACAGAACUUGGAUUUAGUGAUGAUUAUGGUAAAAUGGUUUGCUUUAAAUCAUUUGGUGACGGAUAUUUGCUCCUUGGUUUCGAUAAGGGUUAUGUUGUGAUUGCCUCAACACAUGCUGAAGAAAUUGGUAAUGAAGUUAAUUCUUGUAAAGUCCAUGAUUCUGAAUUGAAGAAUAUUACCUAUUGUGAUGCUUUGAAGAAGGGUGCCUCAAUAGGAGAAAAUUGUGUCAAAGUAUUUGAUUUAUCAGAUUUAGCAACAUUUGAUACAAACACUGUAGAUAGAUAUGAAUUAGACAAUGAAUAUGGAGCUCUGAAUAAGGUACAGUGGACAGAAGAUGGACAAAUAUUGACAGUGUCCUCAAACAAUGGUAAUUUGUACAAUUUUUUGACCAGUAUUCCAGCAUUGAACGACAACCAUGGUAAAAAUGUAUUAAUGUUAGUUUCUCUCAGAGAACUGAUGAUUAAGGAUGAAGUUAAUGAAAAAGUAGUUGCCAGGUUUUCAAUUGAUAUUGAACCAAGUUUUGUGGCACUUGGUCCAGAACAUGUUGCUGUUGGAAUGAAUAAUAGAGUUUGGUAUUAUAGAGUUGAAAAUAGUUCUGCAACAUUAAUAUCCACAAGAGAAUAUUUAGGAACAGUUGAAAAAGUAUUUGUUGGAUUCGAUUACGCUGCUGUAUUGUCAGGUGGUAAGAUUACGCUUCAUCUUAUUGAGAAUACAGAAGAUGAAAAAUGGAAAGGAAGAGAAGAAAAACACUUUCCUGAAAAGGAUGAUGGGUCAGUUAUUACAACGUUAACUAUGGCUCCAGAUUUCCUUAUCUAUGGAACAUCUAGAGGCACAAUAUGUUACUUUUCUCUGGAUGAUUGGUCAACAGUGAAUGAGUUUAGACAUGAUGUUGGUAUUUCUUCUGUAUUUACUAAUAUUAUUGGUACUAGAUUGGUAUUUAUUGAUGAAACAAAUGCAGGAUUUUUAUAUAGUCCUGUGGAUGAUUCACUUGUGGGAAUUGAGUCUUUCCCUAGCUCUGUUGAUAAGGUGUUGUGGGAUCAGGCAGAUCAAAAUGUAUUCGUUGUUUGCGAUAGUAAGAAGUUCACAACAUAUGUUUAUAGUCACACAACAAGAUGGGGUCCAAAAGUGUUCAGUGUUAAAUUAGAUAGUGACACACCAACAAGAACAAUUAGACCAGAAGGAUUCAUGCCAAUAUUUUUAAAUAAUGGAAAAGUUUGCUGCCAAAUGAAAAAUGGUUCAAUAGCCCACCUUAUCUUGGCUUCUCAUUCUGAUUAUGAUUUGAAAACAUUUGAAGAUAAGAAGAGAGCAUUUAACCAAGCAAUUUCCUUGCUUAGAUUAGAGGACGCCUGGGCUAUUGCUCUCGAUUUGAAUCAAGAGGUUUUUUGGAAUAGAUUGAAGGAUGUAGCUGUUGACAAUUUGGAAUUGGAAUUAGCCAUGAAGGUUUAUAGAUUGAAAGGAAACUCAUCAAUGGUUAUGGCACUUAACGAGCUGAUAAAAUUAGAUGAAAUUAAUUUGAUAAUUGGAAACCUGGCCAUGAUAUCUGGUGAUUUUACAGAUGCAGAGUCAAAAUUCCUUCAAUCAACGCAACCAAUCAAAGCUUUGGAAAUGAGAAGGGAUUUAAUGAAUUGGGAUAGAGCUCUUCAACUUGCUCAAAAUCUUGAUCCCAACCAAAUACCUGUAAUUUCGAGGGAAUACGCCAAUCAGUUGGAACUUAAAGGAGAAUAUCAAAGAGCAUACGAUUUAUAUCAAAGAGCUGUAUUAGACCCUAACCCAGAAAAUAGUUCCCACAAUCAAAUAUGUAAUGAAGGUCUAACUAGAAUAACAAUCAGAUUAGGUGAUCUCAGAAAAGGAUUCGAAUUGGCAAUGAAGAGUAAGAAUAAGAAGCUCUGUAGAGAAUGUGCUUUAAUAUUUGAGGAACUAUCUCAGUUCGAUGACGCUGCAGCUCUUUAUGAAGAAGCAGAAAUGUAUGAAAAAUCUGCAGAAGUGUAUAUUCAAAAUAAGAGCUACACAAAGGUAACAAACUUGAUGAAAUCAAAGAAUAUUAUGAAUCCUAGACUUCAUCUCCAAUUCGCCAAAGCAAAGGAAUUAGAAGGAAAAUAUGAAGAGGCAGCAAAUUCUUACGAAAAAGCAGGUGAUAUCAACAGUGUUAUUAAUAUUAAUUUGAGAUAUUUGAAUAAUAUUCCAAAGGCUAUUGAUCUGGUAAAGAAAACCAAAUCAACUGAUGGAGCCAAUAUGAUUGCCAGCUAUUGUAAAGAAAAAGGAAAUUACAAGUCAUCAAUUGAAUUCUUGAUAAUGGCUGAAAAAGUUGAUGAAGCAUUUGAAAUUGCAAAGGCUCAUGAUGAAAUGGACACUUAUGCUAAAAUUGUUGGUGAAGGAGCAGACAAGUCUGAAUACUUGAGCAUUGCUAAGUAUUAUGAGUCGAAAGUUGCCCUUGACAGAGCUGCUGAUUAUUAUCUGAAAUGUGAAGAGUACACUACCGCUCUUACUCUCUACAUUCAGUGUUCAUCUAGACUGAAACAAGACUCUAAAGAAAUGGAAAAUGUUAUUGACAAGGCAAUUGAUGUUGUUGCUGCUGCAAAGAAUGACAAUCUAACUCACUCCUUGAUUGACUUCUUGAUGGGUCAAGUUGAUAAUGUUCCAAAAGAUCCAAAACAUGUUUUCAGGCUCUAUAUGGCUCUUGGUAACUUUAAACAAGCUGCAAGUACCGCUCUAGUUAUUGCCAAACAAGAACAAGAAAUUGGUAAUUAUCAAAUUGCACAUUCAAUCCUCUUUGAUACAGUAAGACAAUUAGAGAAAAAAGGUCAUCACGUGCAAUUUGAACUGAGAGAAAGUUUGAAUUUACUCCACUCCUACUUGAUUGUAAAAUACCUUUCGAAAAUGCAAGAACAAACCAUUGCCUCAAGAAUGUUACUCCGUAUUACUAAGAAUAUCAGCAAAUUCCCUCAUCACAUUGUACCAAUUUUAACUUCUUCAGUUUUGCUUUGUUACAGAUCUGGUCUUAAAAAAUCAGCUUUUGAAAAUGCCACAGUUCUUGUUCGACCAGAGCAUCAAAAUUUGAUACCAGCCGAAAAGAAAAAGACAAUAGUACAACUUGUAAGAAAGCGAAAGGCUUAUGAAGACGAACCUGAACCAACUUCAGGAUGCCCAAUUUGUUCUGCUCCACUUUCAGACUCCUCAUUAUACUGUGAGCAUUGUAUGAAUAAUGUACCAAUGUGUAUUUCUUCUGGUUUACACAUGGUUUUAGAUGACUGGUGUCAAUGUCCUCAAUGUCAAUUCUCCUCAAGACAUUCUCACUUUAUCAAAAUGGUUGACAGCUUGGGCAAUAAGUGUCCAAUGUGUGCUCAGACAGUAAAUCCAGAAAAUGUAAACAAAUUAACAAUUGAACAAGCAAAGAUUGUUGUAGACAAAUAUCUAAAAUAA
Molecule: messenger RNA, 4074 nt
Organism: Naegleria gruberi
Lineage: Eukaryota; Heterolobosea; Eutetramitea; Acrasida; Naegleriidae
Exons: 1
Biological process (GO): intraciliary retrograde transport; cilium assembly
Cellular component (GO): intraciliary transport particle A; cilium
Molecular function (GO): protein binding
Source: RefSeq, a predicted model, not a curated record